This is a messenger RNA of Uranotaenia lowii, 8755 nucleotides long. RefSeq names its product transmembrane channel-like protein 7. NCBI's taxonomy places the organism in Eukaryota, Metazoa, Arthropoda, Insecta, Diptera, Culicidae. The record is from RefSeq and is a predicted model, not a curated record. The transcript has 5 exons. Gene Ontology annotation, cellular component: plasma membrane. Gene Ontology annotation, molecular function: mechanosensitive monoatomic ion channel activity. The coding region runs from base 1523 to 4567 and encodes 1014 amino acids.
CGCGCCGACUGGUCGUGCGGUUCGAUCACUAGCUACUCCGGAUAGUGCUCUCGGUGUGCUCCUCAUCCUCGCCGUCGCGUAUACAGAGUCCUUCCUGGUGUAUUGGCAAGAGGCUGGCUGGCUGACAGACAGGUCGCUGCUUUCCUCCUCUUGUUGAUGCGCGACGCGUGCUCGUCUGUAUGUGUGCGCUCUUUGGUACCAACCAACAGAAGGAAAAGCUGAUGAUUUGCCAUCACCAGUAGCAGCAGCAGCAGAGUAGAGCAAGAAGAAUAUAGGUAAUUUAUCUCUUUGGGGAAAAUUUUCACUUGUAAAAAUAGUAAGCAAUUUAAAUGAAACUGCUGCAUAUUCGAGUGUCGCAAGUGUGAUCAGUGUUCUGGGUGUGCGAUAAUCAGAUUGUGCUUCGUGUAAUCGAGCUGCCCGGAUUAGUUCAGUUAGUAGCAAAAGGUCUCCAUUGUUGGCGAAUACCUAUAUGUUGUAAUUGCAGCCAGAAAAAAAAACGAAAGGUGAAAGAAGUUUCAGAAGAAACUAAAAAAAAUCUGCUCUGUGGCCGCGAAGUGUUUAAUAUUGUGGCCUCCAAUUCAGCUACAUCGAGCCAAGUUUGUUGGAGGUGAUGCAUCGCUGAAUCGGAAGAGAAAAGUGCUGAAGCAGAUCAACAUAAUAAGCGAAUGCAUAACGUUACUUUUUGGGGGGCCAUAAAUCCGAGGGGAAAGUACAAAGGUGAAUCAAAAUCGUUUCGCUUCAUGGCCAGUGGAAAUACAUAGAAGAAAUCAGGGAGUUACCACUUUUCUCAAAGAAUCUGGUCCAAGGAGGAGUGUCGCCAGAUGUGGGUGUGUGGGGUAUGAGCUUUGGCCGAGUUGUUAGUGUCCCUCCUUUACCAUUAAUCAGGUUUUGUUGACCCGGGAAAAAAAGUGGUUUCCAGACGGCGGUCUUAAUCAAGAUGUGAAUGAUAGACAGUGUAGACACGCCAAGCCCGAAGAUCAAUGGACCAGCAGGGAGAGGUGAAAUUAGCUUGGCAAGAAUUGCAGUACACAGUCUCUCAAUUGAAAAAUAUGCAUAACAAGUGAUAAAUUGUGUAUAGUGCAAGUCGUUGAGUUAGAACGAUAGCCCCGGGGCUGGCCAUUGUGAUACGGUCUACGGUCGAGCGAGUUCGUUCGAAUGAGUACUCUGUGAAUGAAAACCAACAAUCGCGAAGAAAGUGUACCUAAGCAGGAAACGGUAUUUAGGUGGUAAUCAAGUCAAUUCUUGAUUUCCCGGAGGCGUACUCGGCUGAAGGUGGAUUACAGCAAUUCAGCUCGUUAGUUGUAGAGGCUUAUCCCAUGGAACAGACUACAAGGAAUUCGCGAUCUUAGACGGAUUUCUUAAGGAGAUAAAUAAUAUGUGUCGCACUGGCGUAGUCGUUUGUGUCGCUCUGGCCGGGACAGUAGAAGUGCCAGCAGUGAAGGAAGCAUCUGUUAUCAGUCAGGAGCUCGCUGCGGGCAAUUGAACGAACCAUCGACCUAAGCACAAAACAGAGUCUUUCGCCAUGUCCGGUGGUAAGGAUCGACGAUCACGGGCCAGCAAAACCCAGGGCUGGGAGGAAGCCGGUGGGGAGUUCUAUCAGGAGAGCUACCCGGCCGAUUUGGAAGGUAUGCAGCGGGAUCCGUCCAAGAUAGCGACCCUGUUACCCUCGAAGCAGACUAGAAAUGCAACGACCCGACGGGUACGGCCGUCUCAGCAGGACACCAAGGGAACCCGCCGGAGGACCAGCUUUUCUACGGUGGCUCGCCGAGGUUCGCAAUAUCACGAGAUACAGGUGGCCACGAUGCCCGACCUAUCAGAAAACCUUAUAAACGAAGAGCGCACAUGGGAGGAAAUACAGGAAAUCAAAUCGAUGCCGGUCCCGAUGGCCCAAAAACGGGAAAUGAAGGCACAGUUGCAGAAUGCCACCAAGCUGCGGUUGCAGGGUUUCGAACAGAUCAAGUGGCGCCGGCGGAAAGCGUGGCAGAGCAUCCGGGCGAAGUGGGGCGAAUACCGCACCAAACUGGAACUAUGGCGAAUGUCGCUGAAGACGAUCGAGGGCAAUUUCGGGACCGGUGUGGUGGCCUAUUUUCUCUUUCUACGGUGGUUGAUGUUUUUGAACUUGAUCGUGUUUGGGCUGAUAUCGGCGUUCAUCGUGCUGCCGCAUGUGUUACUGCGGGAACCGGCGGAUUUGCCGUGUGAUCAGCAGGAGGAUGGUGUUUCGGUACAGUGCUGUUCCGAGUCGUAUCUGAACGCGACGAAGAGUGCUGAGUUUUCGGUGCUAGAUGUGAUUCAAGGAACGGGUUUCAUGGAGGGAACUCUGCUGUUCUACGGCAUGUACACCAACAUGAUCUAUGGAUACAGUCCGUUGGAGGAUCGGAUGCAGGCAAAGCUGGCCGCUGCCGUGAGUAGCAGAAGCGUAACCGUGGCUCCGACUACUUCGACGAUGAGGACGACGACGACGACUACGGUGGGUAGUACAACAGUUGAAACUACUGUCGGUAGUACUACAAUUAGUAGUACUAGUUUUAGCAGUAGCAGUGUUAGUACAAUGGCUAUGGAAGCUAGCACUACAACCAUUAGUACUGUACUAGGGGAUGUUCGGAGUGGUAAUUUUAGUAGUCUUAACGAUAGCUCAUUUGAAGCCUUCUUCAUGGAAGCGGGGGAAGCGGGAAAUCAAAUCAGUGGAACGGUUCUGUACUACGAUUUUCCACUGGUUUAUGUAAUCAUAACGGCUAUCUGCUACGUGGUGGCACUAAUCGCAAUUAUGAAGGCUGUGGUGCGGCAAUUUACGGAACGUAUUGCCGAGGGUGAGGGACUGUUCUACCAGUACUGUAACCUGGUUUUUGGAGGCUGGGAUUUUUGUAUCCACAAUGAAAAAUCCGCUGAUAUUAAGCAUAAAGCACUGUACAAUGAGAUACGGUCGCUCCUUCAUACGAAGCGUUUUGAGAAUGAGCGCAUUAAUCGCUCGCGAGAUUUUAUGGUUAAGCUAAUAGCGAUAAGAGGUUUAAUAAAUUUAAUAGUGAUUGUGAUACUACUGUUAGCUAUAGUCAUCAUCUAUGCGCUGUUCAACGAAUCGAUGUCCAAGUUGGAUCCCAACUUUCAACCGAAUCACUUUGUCAAUUUUCCACGGGUAUCGUCUUGGCCAUCGUUCUCAUCGUUUGGUUAUUCCUCAACGGCAACCAUUUCGUCGACCAGUUCAACUCCUCUUUUCUAUGCCAUUUCAAAAGAUUCCUCCUCACCUUCGUUAGACGAGACAAGUGAAAUAACGAUUACACUAACCGAUCGAUUAUUGGUUAUGUUUUACGAGUUCCUUCCCUACAUCGCUAUCGUAUGUAUGAAUUUAGUUGUUCCUCUGUUCUUCAACUACCUGGUGCAAUUUGAGAAGUAUUCACCGAUUUUCGUGGUAAAAAUCACGCUCUUCCGUACCGUCUUUCUUCGGCUGUCCUCGUUAGCGGUGCUGCUGAGCAGAUUUUACUUUCUCGUUAAACCAAAAAUUCAUCCAAUGUCGACAACCAACAACAGCACGGAAACGUUUUUCACCAACUUCACGCUAGAAAGUAACAGUACCGAUAGCAAUCAAUGUCACGAUGCGGAACGUGGAACGCCACAAUGCUGGGAAACCUUCGUCGGUCAACAGUUUUACAAACUGUUUAUCGUGGACUUUGUCACUCACUUUCUGGUCACGUUCUUCGUAAACUUCCCAAGGGCGAUGAUCGCUCGGCAUUCGAGCAGUCGGAUCGCCAAGUUCAUCGGCGAGCAAGAGUUUGAGCUUUCGAAGCACGUACUGGAUGUGAUCUAUUCGCAGACCCUAUGCUGGCUGGGUACGUUCUACACGCCCUUCCUGCCGGCAAUCGCUGCGAUUCUUUUCUUUUUCAUGUUCUACAUCAAAAAGUUCGCGUGUCUAGUCAACUCGAAUCCAUCCACGAUAUUGUACCGGGCUUCCCGCUCAAACUCUCUCUUCAUGUCCACCCUGCUUAUCUCCUUCGCCGUUGCCAUCAUUCCAGUAGUGUAUGCGUGGGCCGAAAUCAUUCCAUCUCGUUCUUGUGGCCCUUUCCGGGGGCUGCAUUCCGUCUGGGACCGUGCCAUAAAUGCCUUCAUGAAGUUACCCCAAUUUUUCCAAGCCUUCAUCUUCUUCUUCGGCACCGCUUCGUUUGCCAUUCCCUGCUUUGUGGUGCUAACGUUCUUCAUCUACUACUACUACGCCGUAUCGGCGGCCAAUCGACAUAUGGUAUCGGUGCUCAAACACCAGCUGGUGCUCGAAGGUCACGAUAAGCAGUUUCUGCUCAGUCGGUUGAGUCUGUUCAUCAAACAGCAGCAAGAGUAUCAGAAGCGCAUGAUGCGACAGGCUGCCGAACAGCAGCAGCAGCUGGCCCAACAACAAUCGAACAACAGUGUGGCCAGCUCGCAUGGGUCUUCGCAACUGCCGCCACCACCGCCGUUGGUUGGGCCGAAACCGGUCCAAGAAGUGCAACCUCCACUGCCGCCAAGGGCCGAUCGAGACUCGAAGCCGAGCAGCAGGGAUCGGGACCGUAAGGAUAAUAGCGGUACCGUAGUGGACCUCAAGUAAGGGAUCGAUCCGGCGAAUCGAUUGGGUUUAUUGAGAAAGUAAUACCGGAAAAUUUGGCUGAACCAACGUGUUUGGAAAACACGUUUGAAAGAUCUAUCCUGAAUAUUACCGGAAAAACCAAAAAAUUGUAGUGUGUUCUCCAUCAAAUUGCAUCACGGAAGACAUAGUGUAGAAAAUUCUGCAGAGUUUUUUCUCGGAAAUAUUUGAGUGGAAAUAGUUAAGAGUGUAUUUUUUACACUGAACACUGGCAGUUUUUCGAAAAUUAAAAAAAAAUGUCACUUAAAGAGCAACGUAUAUCGAUUUUGGGCAUAUACUUACCUGAAAGAUCUUCAACUCUGUUAUCGGAUCAUCGUGUAACAUCUCGGGAUCCAAUGAUUUAUUGUGAGUCGUAGCCGUGCGAUGAAGUGUUUGCUACGGAACUAAAGAAGGAUAAAUGCUACACAGCAAAAAAUUUCUAAAAGUAUACGCAAUCUAAAAUACGAGUGAUCUACUUUUUGACCAGUGUAAUUCAAAACUGAUGUAAUUUUACACUCUUUUUUAUCUAUUUUUGAAUCGUUGGUAUAAACUUAAUUUUGUAUGAUGUAUGUUUACACGCCCUGAUCUAAAAAAUAUAUCUCAAUAUAAAAUUACAUCGAAAACAAUGUAAAACACGACAGAUCCAUUGUUUUCCUUUUUUUCGCGGCAUAAAUUGUUCUGUUUUUAUCCGAGAUGGUGGUUUAUUGUGUGAAAAGAAAAAAAAAUCGCUUCCGCUGUUAAUUUUGUAUUAAAACCGAACCAAAUUCUUUCAGAAUUGAAUUAAAAAAUGGUAGGUUAUAGUUUUAGACGAAAUGAAAAAAAUGGAACUUCAAAUUCUCUUUCGAUUGCAGGAAUUGCAGUUUUAUAAAAUGGAUCAAAGGCCGAAUCAAUGUUGAAUGUUUCUGAUGUUUAGGGAAUUCCGAUUACUAUGCUGUUCCGGAAGGAUUCAAGAAUGCCUAAAGCUGAUCGACAAAACAUCGCCCUGCUGGGGAUCAUCGGACACAACCACAAUUCCAGCUGCCAGUGAUGGUGGAUGUUUUUUGAGUUUGCAGUGUAUCGGAAAUAUAUGUUAAAUAUAAUGACACAUGUGGCGUAUUUAUUCAUAAACAACACCCAACAUCUGAUUAUUUAAAAAAGAUUUGAAAUAUUAACGGUAAUAUGUUUUGAAAUUUACAUCAUUGUGUAUUUUUACACGACGGUUUAUGUCAUCCGUUUUCGUGCAUUGUUUUCGAUCUAAAUUUACACGCCUCAAAAAUUACAUUGUUGAGAAAAAUACACCGUGGUAGAAUUUUAUAUCAAAAUCGAUGUUCCGUUUUCGUGCAUCGUUUUCGAUCUAAAUUUACACGAUUUUUUCUUGCUGUGUAUAAGAAUAGAUGUCCUAUAAAAGUGAUCAGGAUUUUUUGGUCAGGGAUGUGGCCCUAAAAUUGAAUCAGUUCAGUUAAAUCUAUGAGAAAGUUACAGAUGGUAAAGAAACCAUUGAGGAUGAGAAUUAUGUACGUCCAAAGCUGACUUUCAGCAGCUUCCUGGGCAGGUAGCAGAGACUACCGAGUUUGCCCGGAAAAACAAAAUUUAGAAAGCGAUCUGCCUAUGGUGAAAAACAGCGUCUUUGUAAGCGUCUGCUUUCUUUGUUGUGUUACUUUUCUUCGAUACCCAAGGACAUGGAACUUCCCAACGUACCGAAACUAAGGCAGAUCAAUGAUGCAGAUGAUGCAAUUUAAUGUGAAGCAUCCUUCACUUUGCCAUUUAAUAGAAAUGGUCACCCUUUCUGAUGUUCAGGAUAUACACGGCGGAAAUUUAGGCUCAAGAAACUCAAUCGAUUGUCUUGGAAAUAUCGAUGUAUCUUCCAACAAAUGAUCGACACUUCGCAUUUUAUUCGUGUGUUUUUGCAACAAAAACUCCUCCUAAACAGACUGUUUAACCAUGAGAUUAGUUAGCUAGACAUCGUCGACUUCGCCACUGAGAAGUUUACUUCCUAUGUGGCUUUUUCUGUUUUUUUAAAUCACAGAAGGUCAAUGGUCCCAAUUCAUCAAAGACAAAACCAUUUGAAUGGAAACUUCCAAACCGGAAAUCCGUUUGGUUUUUUUCUUUCAAUUUUAUAAGACCACAAGUGAGGUGAUAAAUAAUUUGAUAAGCUCGUGCUUCAUCUCUCUCUGUGACGACAGACGAUCUUCGACUUGGUUCGUGAUAUUUUAAUUAAAUUCACCCUACUCUUGGUAUAAAUCACUUUAAGUAGGAAAUGGUAUCUUUAAAAAAUAAAACGAAAAUAAUAAAACAAUACAAAACCCACGUGAUAUUAUAUUCCACCUUUUUUCCUGUGCCCGUUAAACAAAAAGGUGUGCGCGUGUUUGUUAGUUAUAUUUAUUUUAAUCUCAAUUCGAUAUGUAAGUAGCUGAACAAAAAUUUAAUGUUUAAGGAAUAAGAAAAAAAAACAAUCGAUUGAAAGACCAUGAAUGAUUUAAGCAACAACAAAAACCAAAUCAGGUAAUAAAAUUAACUUUAUACAUACAAUAUACAGAUACAUUGAAUAUUGCAACAAGUAAUGCAACGGAAAGGCCAAUCUAAUAGCUCAAUUUUUAAAUUCUGCACAGUUUUUGAUGAUGGGAAAUGCAGUAAAGGCUAAAUAAAUAGCAAAUAUGGUUAGUAACGAAAAAAAAAAUACACACACAGGAAUGAGACUGCCAUUUUGAGCUAGAUGUAGAAAAAUGUAAUGUAAAUUAUUCUAUGAAGUUGAUCAGGCGAUCCAAAUUUACUGUAUCAUAAAACAAGGCUAGGAUAUUUAAAAAAAACUAUCCUCAAGCAGUUUCCUAUCCUUAAUUCAGAACACCUUCAACUAGGAUUGGUUGAAAUCAUGGUAAGAAAACUAAUUGUCGAUAAAAUCGGUGAAAAAGGUUUUUUUUUUAUUUCUACACUCAGUUGGAAUGGACAAAAAACUCCAAUACCAUCUACAAAGGUACAGACAUUUGUCAAUCGUCAUUGGGUGGUUAGUUACGGAUAAUUCUUGAUCUCGUUCUUCUGCGAAGUGAAAGUUUCAUUUUUCCUAGUGAAAAUUGUACAUAAUGUAUCUUUAUGAUGAUUGUUAGGAUCAAAGUGAUAAACAAAUGCAUCAACGAUCAUCACAGUUCAUGGUUUAUUAUUGAACCCAUGCCCUCACUCAACAAUUCCUCAAAUGGUCAUCGUCCACAAAAAGGAAAAUUUACGUGCACAAAAUAUCUCCCAUACUCAGCCAUAAUUUUACUCCUCCAAUCAUUGAGACAUCAUACUCUUUGUGUCUAUAUCAUAUACCAUUUCUAAUUAAAUUUUACAAACUAGGAAAUUGUCGUGAGCCAAACUUACUACAGCUUUCACCUCGGAACCAUUUUUGAUCGGAUUCAUUUAACCCAUAUUUGUAAUUUGUAAAAUAGUUGAAUCGAAAGAAAGUAAAAGAAAGUAAUUUUAUACAUAAACAUCUAGUGCUAGUCCCAAAAACUCAUCAGCUUGUGUAACUUCUCAAUGUUUUGUAAAAUAUAUUGCUCCAAACUACACAUUUAAAUUAAUCGAACAAAUGGAAAUCGAAAGCAUCAAUGAACUACAAACCAUACCAAGUAUGUGAAAUUUUAAUUUACGUAACAAGUUUUUUAAAUUAUGUCAAAAACCACAUUAAAAAAAUCUUAAAAUCCGAAUGGUUGUAAGAAAAGUGCAAGUUUUCUUUUUGGAAAUCCGAAAUAUGUGCAAAUGAAAUUUACACAAGCUUAAAGAAUAAAAACAAACCCCUUAAACUAUUAGAUUCCGAUAAUGCUCCAUUUAUAGUUCAAUUGUAAGAGGUAUCAUAAAGUACGUACAUACACAUACGCUCACUAUAGAAUCUAUCUUUUAACCGUAAUUCGAUCAACCGAUCAAAGCAAAAAAAAAUAGAACAAAUAUUAUUAUCAAAAUAGAAAGGAUUUCGUAAGCACAAAACACACAUCAUCAACAAGCCCCCGGAUCGAACUGCGCGCAAUUUUGUAACAACUGAUCACAGUGCGCAAAAGAUUAUAACAAAAAUAAAUGAAAUGAAAAUAAACCUAAACUAAUUAAACACACUUCGAGAGGCGUGCGUGCACGUCAAGUGGAAAAAUGUCAAAACCGACAGGUUCUAAAUCUUGAUACCACACACAGGAAAAAUAAAAUUAAAGUCGAAAAUAAAUCUUUGUAUAU